This is a messenger RNA of Cercopithifilaria johnstoni, 1653 nucleotides long. NCBI's taxonomy places the organism in Eukaryota, Metazoa, Nematoda, Chromadorea, Rhabditida, Onchocercidae. The record is from the annotation of a GenBank genome assembly.
AUGUUCGCAUCUACAGUAAAGUAUCGAAAAUGUCCUUAUGCGACUCAUUAUCCUUUGCAGACUUUACAACCACCUGACGAGAAUGGAAUGAGUAAAAAUUUCGAUGUGCGAUAUAUUCGUGAAGUAGACGAACGACUAGGCGUAGUUGUGAGAUUAUAUGCAAUGGUGGAAUGUUCCAUGCAGAAAAUUAAAGCAGAAAUUCUAAUCGAGCAUAUUCGGGCUCAAAUUUUGCCCUUUGAUCGGACAUUCGGAGAGCAUCCUAUCAACAAUAUUGGAAAUAAUGCUCAGUUGGCCAGUUUUCUCGGGACAACAAUAAGCACAAUUGGACGACAAUGUUCUCAAGCGUGCAGAGGACGCAAAGAAGAAAUGCCAAAUAUUGCUAUUAUUAUAAUACGCGACCAUCUUAUUUAUUGUGGUAUUUUGGGUGAUAUGGUCUUUGCUUUGCUACGGAAAAAUCCUGAUUCGUACGCUAACAGAGUUGGCUCUCAACAGUAUACGCUUUUCAGUAAUUGCAGUACAUCAAUGACAAUGAAACGAAGCAAAUCUGUAACAACAGGCAAUCUUAUAAAUCUUCACAUACAUGAGAUGCAACCAUCAGACUUACGGUUUUUUGUAUUUACCAAGGAAUCAGUUCGAGUCCUAUUAAAAUCAGUUCCAUCGCUAAAUUUGUUCGCAAAAACCCACGACGAAAUAACAUGGUUACUGCAUUUAUGGCAGGCGGAGAUUUACAUAAAGAAUCCAUAUGAAGUACCUGCAGCUGGAUUCUUACUUGUUAAUAACUUAUCAAAACUGAUUGCGAAUAAUGGUACUCGUUUGGAACUGAAUUUUACUGAGAAAUUGUUGAAAGAGGAAGAGUUUCAAGCGAAAGAGAUAAAAAAGCAAAAGAGGCAAAAGAUGAUGGAAAAAAGAUUGGAACAAUUGAAUAUGUUCAAAAAAUCAGAUAGUUCAACAAGUCAGUAUAGGACCUAUUUGGAAACGGAACUAAAAAAAAUUCAGAAAGCAUACACCAGAAUAACGGAACUUAUCAAUGAAUUACUUAAUGAAGAACGUAAUGAAAUAAUUGGUUAUAUGAAGCGUGAAGAAGAGAUUUCAAAUUUAGAAAUGCAACCUGAGAAAGAACAAAUGGUUUUGAAAGGAAAAUUAUUCACCCUGCAACAAUAUCAAAAAAAACAGCUAAAUGAAUUACAGCUUUUCUUGCUUAAAGUCCUGAAAUAUCAAGAUAUUGUACAAUGUGAAUUGCUCAUAAACAUUAAUAAACUGGAGGAAAGAUUACAAGUUGUUUCGUCCGAAACGAACGUAAUUUGUGUUCAAAAAGCGUACUAUGAUUACUACCGGAUAAGUCGUAUUACAAUGUUCCAGAACAAAAUUGAGCAAAAUUUAGAAAAUUUGAAGAAACAAAUGGAAGAAACAAUUAGGGAUGCUUGCAAGACGCAGUGGAAAUUAAACACACUUAAGUCACAGGUACAACAGAACAAACUAUGGACUAGACCAGUAUUGGUUCAAACCUGUUGGAGAGGGGGUAAUAGCGUGCAUGAUUUUUAUGCAACAACAAAUAGACGCCCAUUUUGCAGUAAUGGAUUUCAACAGCAACACUGGCGCCGUCGUCCAAACAGCGCAGUAUUCUGGAGAAAUGAUUUUAAUAAAAAUAAUUAA